This is a messenger RNA of Penicillium antarcticum, 204 nucleotides long. RefSeq lists its product as uncharacterized. NCBI's taxonomy places the organism in Eukaryota, Fungi, Ascomycota, Eurotiomycetes, Eurotiales, Aspergillaceae. Bases 1 to 204 code for a protein of 67 amino acids. The record is from RefSeq and is a predicted model, not a curated record. The transcript has a single exon.
AUGCGUCCGCUUGGUUUCCUAGCAAUUGCUUUCCUCGGCACUGCCCUCGCACUACCUGCUGAGAACCCCGACACUUCAGAUGUCUCAGACCCAAGUUCGACUUCGAUCUCUUGGAGCAGUUCAUUCCCUACGCCUAGGGAGCCGGUUCCUGUUGACAUGGAGCCUCGCCCUACUGCCUCGUCUGAGGCUUCUGGUCAGACCUAG